AUGUGUGGCAACUACUACGGAAACUACUACAGAGGCCUGGGCUAUGGCUGCUGUGGCUACAGAGGCCUGGGCUACGGCUACGGAGGCCUGGGCUGUGGCUACAGAGGCCUGGGCUAUGGCUACGGAGGCCUGGGCUAUGGCUACGGAGGCCUGGGCUAUGGCUACGGAGGCCUGGGCUAUGGCUACGGAGGCCUGGGCUGUGGCUACAGAGGCCUGGGCUGUGGCUAUGGCUGUGGCUAUGGCUAUUACUAUUGA
Messenger RNA from Condylura cristata (star-nosed mole), 255 nucleotides. Its product is annotated as keratin-associated protein 6-1. The record is from RefSeq and is a predicted model, not a curated record. Lineage: Eukaryota; Metazoa; Chordata; Mammalia; Eulipotyphla; Talpidae. The transcript has a single exon. Gene Ontology annotation, biological process: keratinization. The coding region runs from base 1 to 255 and encodes 84 amino acids.